AUGCAGCUUAGCUCGUUUAAACAAACCGAACCACGCGUAUGAUGAGGAUAAUCCCUCAUCGUUGAGGAGGAGAUUCAAUUAGAUUCCAUUUCGAAUUGGGGCGAGCUUUCUCUGCGAUCAGCGAUUCUCUGCGAGGUCAAUCAAUCGAAUUUCAGGCUUCCUAUCUUCCUAGUUCAAGAUGCCGGCUACAGCAGGUAGGGUUCGCAUGCCUGCGAACAACAGGGUGCACAGUAGUGCAGCCCUGCAGACCCAUGGUAUAUGGCAGAGUGCUAUCGGGUAUGACCCUUAUGCACCCAACAAGGAUGACGCGAAGAGCUCAGCACAGAACAAUAUUGCCAGUGCCGAGCCCGAGGGUGAGAAUGCUUACGCAAGCUUCCAGGGCCUCCUUGCCCUUGCCCGUAUCACUGGCUCAAAUGCUGACGAAGCUCGUGGUGCUUGCAAGAAGUGUGGCCGUGUUGGGCACUUGACCUUUCAGUGUAGAAACUUCUUGAGCGCUAAGGAUGACAACAAGGAGAAAGAACUGGAGGCAGCACAGGCCGGGGCCAUGUCCUUGCCACUUUUGGACAAACUGAAGGGGAGUGGCAACAAGUUGAAUGGCAAGGGUGCGGCUGAGAGUGAGGAUGAGAGUGAAGAUGAAGAGGAAGAGAGCGAGACUUCUGACUCAGAUGUGGAUUCGGAGAUUGAGAGGAUAAUUGCCAAAAGAUCUGGGAAGAAGUUGCCUAGCAAGGGAAGCUCAUCAAGGAAGAAGAAGGAUCGCUCAGAGGAUGAUGACUCUGAUUCCGAUUCUGGAGAGAGGAAGAAGAGGGGGAGGUCCAAGAAGAGGAAGAGUGGGAAGAGGCGGGGUAGCCUCUCUGAGGAUGAUGAUGAGGGCAGGAGAAGGAAAAGGAGAGAGAAGAGGAGGAAGAGGGAUGACUCCUCUGAUGAUGAAGAGGAUGAUCAUAGGUCAAGGCACAGGAAGAGCAGGAGGGAUAAGAGGAGAAGGAAGAGCCGCCGAUAUUCAGAUGAUUCUGAUGAAUCAAGUGAUUCUGGAAGAAGGCAUAGACGGAAGAGCAGGAGGGCUUCCACUCCAUCCAAUUCAGAGGCAAGUGGAUCAGAUGACUCACGAAUUGGUAGGGGUUCUAAGCGAUCAGUGAAGAGCAGCCGAAGGCAUCGCCACAGAGGGGAUGAGUCAAGUUAAAAGAGGAUGCUGGUGUUCCUCCGAAGAGAUGUGAAGUCGAUGCGAUGCAGAUGGGGAAAAUCCCUUAUAAAUGGUUUCGGUCCAAGAAAAUUUUCAUUAUGAAUUUUCAAGCUCUUGGAUUUGCUGUACCUUUCGGUUGAUGCAUGAAUUGGAACCAAGAAUUGGGAUACCUUCGAGUGAACUUGACUGGAAGAUUUGCUGAUGGAAUUAAGUAAGAAUGUGUAAAAUUGUUCUUUGUUAACGGGUUGUCGAUCUGCCUGGUUUGUGGGCAACUGGAUCAACGGCUCAGGAAUCUCUGUUUGUCAACAGACAUGAUAUGUAAGACAUUUGUAUGCAUUUAGUUUGUGUAUUUUGCAUUACUGUGCGACCUCA
Molecule: messenger RNA, 1549 nt
Organism: Punica granatum (pomegranate)
Lineage: Eukaryota; Viridiplantae; Streptophyta; Magnoliopsida; Myrtales; Lythraceae
Source: RefSeq, a predicted model, not a curated record